Molecule: messenger RNA, 2748 nt
Organism: Trematosphaeria pertusa
Lineage: Eukaryota; Fungi; Ascomycota; Dothideomycetes; Pleosporales; Trematosphaeriaceae
Exons: 5
Coding region: 289-2661 (790 amino acids)
Source: RefSeq, a predicted model, not a curated record
GGUGUUUCCUUCACUAUGUUCUGUUUUGUCUCUUAUGUGACCUUUCGAUAUGCACUCUCUGCCUCCUCUGUUCCGGCCGGGCUCUCUUCGCUUGUGCAAUCGGCGCUUCGCGCUGGCCAGAUUAUCUGGAGAUGAUUUCGUCCCCAUCUUUCACUUUCACUUUCACUGCACCGGUUGAGGCAGAUCUGCGGCAGUUGCCCGAGCGGCAGUCGCGACGUCUUGGCACCCUGGGUCGUGAUUUCCACCUUUGUCGCGGAUACCUCCACCUCGUCCCUCGCCGCCACCAUCAUGGCCUCCUUCCUCAAGUCCACGCGCCUGGCAAAACUCGCUCGCAUGGGCUCCUCUUCGAAGGCACAUCCCGGCGAUGAGGUCGUCAACCCCCUCGAUUGCAUCUUUAGCUGCUCCGUUUGCGCGAAUACGUUCUCCGAGGUCUAUGACGGCCGCGACGAGACAGUCCAGGGCCUUUCCGACGGCAUCAACCCAAAGGAACGCCUUGUUACAAGGCUCUAUGUUUCCAGCUGUGGUCAUGUCAUCUGCACCAAGCACAUGGAAGGCGGCGGCCCGCCCUUUCAUCCCGCCGGGACACGUCCUCGGGCUCCUUGCCCGGUUUGCGCAAAGGAGAAAGGCGAAGACCACCCGCGCGAGCUUUACUCGGUCCGCGGCUUCAAAGAGGGUCAAUACGACCCUGCGAUCUCUAAACACUGGUUCUCUACGCCGCCGAUGAAGCUGGACGGGGCUAGCAAGGAAAUGGAGGCUUUCCGAUUCCAGUACGUCGCAUUGAUUCGGUACAGCAAGAGCAUAACGACCACUCUUCGUCAGGUUGAGAAAGGCGUCGCCGUUUUGCAGAACAAGCUAUGCAACGCGGAGGACUUGGCAUCUAGAGAACACGCCAAAGUGCUGUCGCUGGAGCAAGACGUUGAACGAUUGCGACAAUUCGAGCAGGAUGCGCAGAAGCUUGAGAGAUUUCAGGCGAGGUUACCGGCGAUUGAGCACUACCUGCGGCUCCUGCCCACGUUGGUUGAGCAAAACGACCUGAUGCGAAAGCGUCUCGCUACGCUUGGCUUCCAGAUGGCGCUGGAGCCCAUUCCUAACCAGAAAGAGCCUUUCCCUCUCGACGAGAAUGGCAAGUUCAUGGCAGAUUCCUCAGGCUUCCCAGAGACGCGGCUACAAAAGACGACUCCGAGCCGCACGGCAGGUUACACAGAGGGUGCCGGCGUAUCAUCCAGCCCGCAGGAGCAACGUCCGUUGAAGCGCCAGAGGGUGGAGUCGCCCCUACAGGGGCACAAUGCCCACGCGCCUCCGACGAGUCGAGACUUGAUGCCACCGCCCACCAAGCCAUUGUCACGAAUGAAGUCAAUGCGCAAGAUCAUCCCGACUUUACGGAAGAAGUUCUCGAGCGGCCGAGCGUCACCCGCGCCAUUUAGUAACCAUGCCUCUGACCCUGACGUGCAGAUGUAUGAUGAUGGUCAUUGGGAAGCCGUCGAUGCGCCCACCCAGCCUAGCAGUGAUCGCGAACGACCUCCGACCCGCCAUGGCUACCGGCAGGAGACACCGUACAUGUCAGGCGCGUUGCCGGUGGAGUGCCCGCGGCAACCGACUGCUUCUCAGGAGUAUCAACUGCUCCCCGGCGUGGGAAUGCGAAACGAGAACGCGGAAUUCACAUUUCGGUCGCAGUCCCCUGUCAAGAUGACUCCGCAGGGGUCCAGUGGUCUACCCACUGAGCGCUCGUAUAUACGUCUGAUGGACGGGUUAUCGCGAGAGACCGGCCUUGACUUGGGGCUCCAGGAUCCGCGUGGGAGCAUUGACAGCCAACAUCCAUCAACUCACCAGCACAGGCAGAUUGCAGACGCUCAGCAGAGCCAUGUUGAAACUAAUGGGGCAAAGCGGCGGAACAGGGGCUACGCAUUUCUCCAUCAGUCGCCUGACAAUGCUCCUUCAUCACUAGCCCAUAACAGCGUCUCGAUUAACCCGGUUACCCCGGCACCCGCACGGUUCCAUCGACCCGUGGAAGAGGUGGAUAAUGUUGUAAGUCCUUUCUUCAAGAGCAGCAAUCGCAAUUCACAAGUGUUUUCACGGCCCGGAGUCGCUGAACGAGAGGAUAGUCACAAUCACUGCGGAGCUUAUCGAUUUCCAAGGCCGAGGGCCACGGAACCCCAGGGAGACUGGCAUGAACCGCGCGGUCUGAAUGGACUCUCGUUCAUGAAUUCGCCUCUGAAUGAGAGGAAUGAGCCUAUUGAGUAUAGAGUCGAGCGUAGGGCUACGGAGUACAUGGCAACUCCACGACACUAUCUGGCCCGAAAUAUCGACUCGCGUGGUUACAUUACGAGGCCAGAGCCCGGGCGGUCUCCAUUUCUCAACGACAGCGCGUAUGGUUCUUUCAACAGGCCCUAUUCUCGCAAAGCCUCGAUACAUUCUCAGUCUGCGAUCCCUUUCCCGUCUUUCGGUCGUUCUUCGCAAUCGCGGGCUGGGCGGCUUCCGCCUACGAUGCCGUCGAUUGUCUCUAGUCGGUCACCGGCUCGGUCGAGACCACAAUGGGAUAAUCUGGAGCGUGUGGGCGUGCGGAGUAGUCACCACUCGCAAGCGCACAUUCCGGGAAUUUCGUUCACGACCCCGUCGAGGGAUUCCUUUUCCAGCACUGGACGACGCAGCGUGAGGAGGUGAUCGACCUUUACACGGUGAGUAUAUCCAAUGCUUUCUUUUUUGUUUUUGUUCUGCCAACUGCCUUCUGCCAACUGCUUGAAGAUUUAU